AUGCAGCUUAAGGAGAUAACGAUUCAGUCUUCUGGCGGGUACACAUCAACCCUCACUGCAGUCACGCUACACUGUGCACGCAUCCCACUGCCUCGCUCCCAAGCUGGCAGACCUGUAGCCUCGGAUGCAGGCUCGGCCCAAACCUCCAGUUUAGGCUUGGAAGGUGCUGCUGGAGGAGGCUUGGACGGAAGGCAUGGGGUUUCGGAAGGGGUGGCAAGGGAGCAUUGGAUGAGGAGGAGGGAUGGGGCGAGAAGCAGCAACACGCGCAGACGACUCAUUAGCACCAGAAGCAGCAUAGUCAGCAGUGAGAGGAGUGAGAGGAGUGAGAUGAGUGAGCGGAGCAAUCCUGGUGGGAGCAGGGACGGCGGGGAGGGCAGGGAAAGCAGGGAGAGCGGUCUGACAAACCUCACAACCGCUCUCCACACCGAUGCUGUCAGAACUCCCUCACUCAGGCGGCACCUGCACAGCAUUCGGCCCAACAGGCGUUCCUCUCUUCCCGACGCCUUUAUGAAGCAUGAUAUACCGCUUGCUGCUUCUGCCUCUGCUGCUGCAGCUGCUGGUGCUACGGCUGAAGCUGCUGCGGCUGUUGAUGCUAGUGGAUUGCAAGGUGAUCUUUCUAAGGGCGCUGCUAUUAGGGGGUCCUCUGUGCGAUCUGCUUCUGAAGCAGGGAACAAGGGGACAGGUGUGCGUGGUGGUGGUGCUGCUGCUGCUGCUGCUGCAGACAGCAAUGUAGCUAUUGCAGUGGGUGACGUGGCUAGUGCAAACAGUGACGUGGCGACUGCAAACGGUGACGUGGCGGGUGCGAGAGAAGCAGGGGAAGCGACAGCAGCAGGCGAGGGCGCGUUCAGCGGUUUCGGUGGCGAUGCUCGCUACUUCAACCGGCUGGGGGGGCGCAGCAACGCGUCGUGCAGCCGUGCGGAUACAGUGGAGGGGCUUUCCACGGUUAUUCCCGCGGAGCUGUCUGGGAAGCUGCGCAUCCUGCUUUGCAGCCGUGCAGAUGCCGUGGAGGGGCUUUCCAUGGUUCUCCCUGCGGAGCUAUCAGGGAAGCUGCGCAUCCUUCUUGUAACAGUGACAGCAGUGCAGACACCUUCAUUGGAGGGGUUCUCGACCCUCCUCCCUUCCCUUCCCUGCCGAGCUGUUGGAAAAGCUGCACAUUCUCCUUGUAAGGUCAAGGUGUUUGGGCAGCACGGACGAGAAGCCAUCACCACUGAGCUGGGCUUUAACAUUCUCAGGGUUCUCGUGGGGGAGAGGGAGGUGGUUGAGAAGGGAGCGGCGGAGAAAAACAACGAGCCUGGAGGAGGGGAGGAAGAUACGGAGGGAGAAGAGAAGGAAGGGAAGGGUGAAGGGGAAGAGGAGAAGAGUGAGGAAGUGGAGGAGGAGAAGGGGGAGGGGGGGAGGGAGGGGGGAGGGAAGGAGGGGUCUGAGGGUGGAAUAAGGUGGGAGCAACUGGCACUGAUCUGGCCACACCUGGUUAUCACGAUGGUGCCCAUGGAGAAUGUGAACGGGAGGAAGAAGGUGGAGGCAGGCGAGCUUUGUGAACGACGAAACGGGCGUGGUGUGGACAUUAACAGGAACUGGGACUGCGACUGGGGCGUGAAAGAAAAGGAUUACAACCCUCUGGAGGAGGCUCCUGGGACUCGUGCAUUCAGCGAGCCAGAGGCAGAGGCGAUGGGACAGCUGGCGGUGUGGUUCAGGCCGCACGUGUGGGUGAACGUGCAUUCGGGCAUGGAGGCGUUGUUUACUCCCCUGGACCACCGGGGGGAUGGUGUUGAUGCAAACACACUCGCUGCCAUGCACUCUCUCUUGGAGCGACUGGAUGCAGCUCACUGUGGUGCUCGCUGUGUCAUCGGCUCUGGCGGAGGCUUUGUGGGCUACUUUGCCCACGGCACAGCCACUGACUGGAUGUACGAUGUGCUGCGAGUGCCACUCGCCUUCACGUUUGAGAGCCUGCACCCCCUCUUUCCGUGCACCUUGUUCCGCGUUUUGCUUAUGUUCCCUCCCUCUGAUCCAUCCCGACACGUGCGCUGA
Closterium sp. Naga37s-1 is the source of this 2028-nucleotide messenger RNA. The record is from the annotation of a GenBank genome assembly. Lineage: Eukaryota; Viridiplantae; Streptophyta; Zygnematophyceae; Desmidiales; Closteriaceae.